CAAUACUGCGGAUUACCGAUCACUAAGAAUGGAUACGUAUAGGCUACGCCAAGGCCUGCAAGGAGGCUGCCCUGUACGUUUCUGGAGUUGCAAAAAAAUCCUCCCCACGUGGGCCGAAUGAAAGUUGGCCCGAACGUGUGCAGCAAUCAAUCAAUCAAUUCAUAUCAAAUCCCCUCCUCCAUCUUCAAGUGACUUUAACUCACCUAAUUAACUACAGGUAUUCUUCAGAUCUUCAUUCAGAGUCUACAUAGUCGCUCACCAGAGCUGUUGGAAGCUAUGGCAUGAUCGUCCUAAUGUUUUCAGCACUCCAUGAUGCAACCUUGGCUCCGCGAGAAUUCGGCGGAAUAUGACUAGAAAAGGACUCGUACCUUUGAAAGUGCUCAGCCGGCCCUCUGACAAUACCUUCGGAAGUCCUGACCACGAUGGCUUCGGAAAGUAUAACCGAAAAGGCUGGAACAAUGAGCGACCUCGAAUUGGCAGUGCUUCUGGGUUUAAUAGCUGGACAGCAUGUCCUGAUUCGAAGUAACAAGGCGCAAAAAGACCUCAUUGCACAAGAAGUCGAGCUGAUAUGCCUCAAUCUUGUCGGCCUGCAGACUAUACGCUUGCAUUGUCAUCAAACCAUGACGUUAGAGGAUCUGGCCGAGAGUUUGCUUAUUGAUACCCGUUCUGGAGACGAUGACAGCCUUGCCGCCGAUCUGGCACUCGGCAGCAAACGAAUUGCAAAUGCAGUGGUUGUUGAGAAUCUCGAUUUCGCCCCUCAUGCGAUUCAGAUCCAGAUCCUUGAGCUGAUGAGAGGUAAACGAAUGUUUACUCGCAACGCGGUAUACUCGGUUCCGAAACGGUUCAUAGUCGUUGGACUGGUCACUUCACCGCCAACGCAAACCCUGAAUGGGAUGUUGAAUGACCAUUUCUUUAUGUCUCACACUCAUCUCCCGGAGGAUGAUACGCCCAAUGUGACGAAAUCCAACCGUACCAUCAACGGAGUCGAGGAAAGCGUGUCGCAACGGGACUCUGUCAGACCUGGCCCUCUUCCAAGUCACCAGAGGACACCGCCUCAGAGGGCAUUCAUCAGCGUAGACGAGUUGGAAUCGUUGAAGACACUUUCAACACAGGUCAAAAUGAACACGGAAGUAAGAGGAUACCUUCAUGAUAUUGUGGUCCAUCUUCGCAUGCACAGAGCAGCAGGUGGAGGCGUCUCAGCACUGGCAACACGGCAUUUCCACAGCCUUGUCAAUGUAAUGGCACCACUCCAUGGAGUCAAUUAUGUCACUCCGUCCAUUGUGGUGCUGGCGGCGAGAAAAAUCUACGCGCAUAGACUCGCUGUGACGAAGCCCGAGGAUGAAAGAAGUCUUCAAUGGGGAAGUUCGCUUCAGGCGGUCAGGAAGCUCCUGGAUGGUGUCACAGUGGAAGGUGUGAUCGAAGAUGUCCUCGAGAACGUCAAACCUCCUCUUUAGGAGGAGUCUUUAUAUUGCAGCGGUACUUGACAGAAAGUGGCUGUCUUGAUGGGCAGGUUACCGAUGCGUGAUCGGGGCAAAAGGAGCGAAUAUCGUCUUGCUUCUAUGCACCUCAGCUGAAGCCUUUGAGCCUCAGCUACAAUCUUUGGUCUCACUUUAAUGCCGAGAGACGAAAUGUGACAAGCAGAAUUGUGUCCACAUCAAUUGCAAUACGACUAUCAAAUAAUGCCGAAUGUACAAAUGGGUGCCGAACGCUAGUACCUCAUUUGGAUUGCAUGAUGUAAUUAGGCGGGGUCAACAGCAGAUAUAUUGAUCGGCUAAUACAGAGUCUCGGAG
Messenger RNA from Eremomyces bilateralis CBS 781.70, 1790 nucleotides. RefSeq lists its product as uncharacterized. Lineage: Eukaryota; Fungi; Ascomycota; Dothideomycetes; Eremomycetales; Eremomycetaceae. The transcript has 2 exons. The record is from RefSeq and is a predicted model, not a curated record. Bases 423 to 1454 code for a protein of 343 amino acids.